This is a messenger RNA of Paramecium tetraurelia, 1080 nucleotides long. RefSeq lists its product as uncharacterized. The transcript is spliced from 4 exons. Gene Ontology annotation, biological process: mitotic cell cycle phase transition; regulation of cyclin-dependent protein serine/threonine kinase activity. Gene Ontology annotation, cellular component: nucleus; cytoplasm; cyclin-dependent protein kinase holoenzyme complex. The record is from RefSeq and is a predicted model, not a curated record. Lineage: Eukaryota; Ciliophora; Oligohymenophorea; Peniculida; Parameciidae. Gene Ontology annotation, molecular function: cyclin-dependent protein serine/threonine kinase regulator activity.
AUGAAAGACAUGUCCAAAAAGAUCUUCGAAAAGGAGAAUUAAGCUGAGGUGUCUAAUAACCCUAGACAUUAGAAUAAAUCACUAACAUAAUUAGUCUCACUAUCAUUGAUUGGUGGAAAUAGAAAAAAUGAAUUUAAGAGUAUAGAUCUUAAAAACAAUAAUACAUCUAUUUCCUCCCGUCCACUAGUAUUCUGUAAGCCAGAGCCUAAAUUAAAAACUUUAACAACUUCUUCUCCAUAAAAAUAAUCCCCUAUAAAACCAAAAUAAGUAGAAACACAAUCAAAUGAGUUGUGUAAACUAAUUAACAAUUAUUCAGAGCCUAUUCUAGAUUAUUACUUGGAUUUAAAUAAUUAAACACCAAAAAACUUUUUGUCCAAUCACACAGUAAGUUCAAAUCUGAGAGCAAAGAUGAUUGAUUGGAUGGUUGAAGUACUUACUUCAUAUAAGUGCAAAGAUUAAACCUUCUUUUUAGCUGUUAAGUUGAUGGAUUCUUAUCUAUAGAAAACACCGUAAAAGCAUAUCCCUCAAGAUUUACAUUUAGUUGGCGUGACUACUAUGUUCAUGGCUUGUAAAUUUGAGGAAAUCUACCCAGUGAAAUUAUAAAUUGUACAUGAGAAGAUUGCACACAAGAAAUUAACCAAGGAUGAGAUUAAAGAUAAAGAAACAAACAUUUUAACCGCUUUAGAUUUUAAUUUUAUUGGGAUUACUGUUCUUGAUGUCAUUACGAUAGUACUCUCCAUAUUGAAUAUGAAUCAAUAGUUAUAUUAAAUAACAUUAUAUCUUGCUAAAGUGGCACUUUAUGACUAUGAAUUUGUUAAUAAUCACACGUAUGUGCAAAUUGCAUGUUCAGCUUUGAUUGUCAGUUCAAAAAUUGUAGAGUAAAUUGAUUAAACACUGUCAUCUGAAGUAGUUAUACCAUUGAUAGUUUCAACUUUGAAAAUGGACAACUCUGAUGCCAUGGAUUCAGCUAAUAAACUAUUGAAUUUAGCCAAAGGAUUUGAUAAAUAAUAUCCAAAUCUGGAAAAUUUAAGGAAGUUUAGUAAAUUUCAAUUGUCAGAUAUGUUAACAACCCAACCCUGA